This is a messenger RNA of Myxozyma melibiosi, 798 nucleotides long. RefSeq lists its product as uncharacterized. The annotation marks the transcript as partial. NCBI's taxonomy places the organism in Eukaryota, Fungi, Ascomycota, Lipomycetes, Lipomycetales, Lipomycetaceae. The transcript has a single exon. The record is from RefSeq and is a predicted model, not a curated record.
CAACGCUGGCUCUGCUCUGCUCUGUUGCGUGCUGUUAGUCGCGCCUUUGCCAUAGUCGUCUGGUUUGUACCCUUACGCUUACCCUGCGCACUUACGCUUCCUCUCCUCACUCUUGAUCCUAUUCCCAUGCUUCCAGGUCCGUCCAACUCACGCUUCCUAGCUCUUGUCUGGUCAAAUCGCAACUUAACUUCUCGCUUCUUGUCGUUCCCACCUGCUGAGUGCCAACCUCCCUCCCGAGCCAGUGUUCGUAAGUGCCUCGAGCUGAUCGAAGUUUCCGUUUCUUUCUUUCGUCCUUCACCCUUACGCUUCGUCGAUGUUGACGCUGAUACUGUCUCUUCAUACCCUCGCGUUUACGCUUCGGUCUUUUCUCCUCCCAUGCGUCGGUUCCCAUACGUCUACGCCUUCUAUUCCAGGAUCAAACGAAAUCGCAAACUCCCGGCUGAGUCCCACAGAGCGCGCCAAGUUGAAGGUCACUUGCCCACGUUGCCCACGCCCUUAAGGAGCGUUAAACUACUUUCUUCUGCUAUUCUUUGGUCGUCGAGCUUUCGAAUUUAUUUCUUGUCCUCCGCCCUUGCGCUUACCCGACGCUUACAAUGCUCGCCUGCCUACACUCAUCCAACACCUACCCGACGCUACCUCUCCCUACACUCGCCUUUAUGCCUACGCUUCCAAACCCGCCUUACUGACGCUUCUUCACCCCUCCUUCGACCGUUCACCCUAUCGGCAUUUAGCUGCGCACUUCUCAGCAACACCCCUGGUAGACGCGUCAAGCUGCGCCAAACUCUCCGAGAGCGCUGA